UUUAGAUUGUCUGCCCCCUUUUCAAAAUAAAUAAUGGGCUCCUCCUACUGGAAAUUAUCCCCCCAAAAUCCCCCCUGCUGCCGAUAAUGACUUGACUGAAGCCCUGCCGUGUGUUACAUCACAGGAAACACACCUGUCUUUGACAGCCCUCUCGGAGAGACGGUUGAAAAGACAGCCGAACGGACUUGACCUCCUCAAGCCGGUUGUUGACGGAAUUCAACAAGGUGUAGCUUCUAGGUACAGGUGCGGGGUUCGUUCCCACUUCAAAAGGCGUAUACACACAUACACACCUGCCUUGCAGGUAGAUUUACUUGAGAAGUAAGCGUCUACUCAAGCCGAAUUGUGCUGGUGAAAUUUGCGUGUCGUCCGUCGCAAAAAUCCCCGACGGUGGCUGACAGAAGAAGAGGGGCCAAGAUGCGGUCCACCGCGCUGGCUAUGCUGGUACUUGCCGGUGUAAUAGCGUCGACUACGGCAGAAGAAUCGUGCCAGACUGAAAGAGGGAAGGCGUAUCGAGGAACAGUCUCUGUGACCAACACAGGCAAGACAUGUCAGCGCUGGGACAGUCAGACACCCCACGAACACAGCAGGACACCUGCUAACAAUCCGUCAUCCGGGCUGGAGGAGAACUACUGCCGGAAUCCGGAUAACGAACCCGGGGUGUGGUGCUACACCACGGACCCUAGCUCGAGAUGGGAGCCGUGUGACGUACCAUACUGCGGCGGAUCGGUGACCAAAAUCUCCCCUCGCCUUGGAAGCUUGUCUGGAAAGACCCGGAUUACCAUCAGUGGCAACGGAUUUCCCCACGACCAAUACGCUGGAAACCAGGUUUUCCUCGUCAGCAAGGACGGGACUCGUUCUGUGGAGUGUGACGUGGAGAAACAGCAAAGUACCGAGCACGCUAUCGUCUGUGACACCAGGCCUGCCCCAGAGGGAGAGUACUUCGUCCGGAUCUUCGAGAACGAAGUGCAGCUCCCCCUAGAGCGACACUGCAGUAGUGCAGAAGAUGAGCUGUGCCGGUUCAAGUACGAGGAUGGCCGCACCCCCUAUAUCAGUUCGAUCACCCCCAGAUCUGGACCCCCUGGAACUGUUGUGGACUACCGUGCAAGGCUCUUUACCUCAAUAUACCAAAGUACUGCAGGAGGUGAAGAGGAUAGGAUUGAAAGAGCAUACGUUGGCAAUGACAUCUGUGACUUGGUCGAUGGAACCACUGGAGAACUGUAUGGGAUUAAGCUGGACGAUGGAUCAAACUGGGGAAACCUCAAAUGCCAAGUCAAGAUCAAGCACAUCGGUAGUCACAACGGAAGUUUUGUGAUCCAUGGAAACAAGGGCAGGUCCCAGAAUAAAGUAGAAAACAUCAAAGUUGGUCCCAACAUGGAACUGUAUUCAUUUCAAACACAUGCAGAGGUAUUGGGUGUUAGUCCAUCAGAAGGUAGUAAGGAAGGAGGAACCCGUAUCACCAUCAGGGGGAGGUUCUUUAACUACACCACUAGCAGGACACCGCCAAGGGUCCUUGUUGGAGGACAACCCUGUGAGGUUGUGGGCACCCCAACCUUCGACACCAUUGAGUGUAUCACACCACCAGCUCCAGAGCGCCCCCUAGCAGCUUGGGCAGGUGGCCGUGGUGCAGAGAUAGAACAAUGGAACGGCACCAAUCCCUGGUCGACGGAGGCUUUUGCAGAAGUGACCAACUACACUUCAGACAGGGCAGGGUACUGGGUCCGUCCGAAAUCAGACGGAUUCUGGUGGGAUGAAGAUGUCAUGGACAGUUAUGUAACAAGGAUGAAGACGUUCUUUGUACCAUCUGCGACCGGACUGUGGCAGUUCUACAUCAAAUCAGACGACAGGUCCAACCUGUACAUGAGCCCAGACGAGGACCCUGCAAGAAGGGUCAGGGUUGCCCAUUGCAAACAAUACCGACCUCAUUAUACCACCAAAGACAACCAACACACAGAGAAAAUGAUGCUGGAGAAAGGAAAGAGGUACUACAUGGAAGUGACCCACCAUGAGGGUGGGGGUGGGUCCAAUGUCUACGUUGCUGCUCGCUACUUCGAUACGGACUACACCGCGGGACAGACGGACAGUGCCUGGAUGGAGCAGCAAAAAAUCAAAACAACCUCUACAACACGGAAUGAAGUCCAGAUUGUAACACUAUCGAGCUGGUCAACUACCUCUGCCAGGAAUGAGGUCCAGACUGUGACCAUCCCCAGUGGAGCAAACUUUAAGCUAAGUGUAAGCGGUGCCACCACAGGAGUCAUGAACACAGACAGCAGUGCAGGAACUGUCCAAAAUGCCCUCAACCAGCUGCCCUCCAUCGCACCUGAUUCGGUCCGGGUUACCAAGUCAGGCAACGCCCGAUAUGUCGUAGAGUUCAGGUCUGCCCAGGGAACCUUCCCACUGAUUGAGGUAGAAAAUGCCCCUGGAUCCACUGUAGUGAGGACAACUGAGGGCAAACCUUCCCUGGCUACCUUCACCCUGGAGUUUGGUGGUGCCUUCUCUGAUCCCAUCGCAAAGGAUGCAGAUGGACCAACGGUACGCGAUGCAGUACUGUCUAUGCUGUCUACCAAGUGCCCCAGUGCCAUCACCAACCCCAGCAGUUCCAUCACCAAGUUCUAUCGGGACUUUGAAAACCCACCAACCAGGUGGCAGCAGGGAACGAGGGUCCCAGGGGGCAUGGGUUGCGGUCGUUGGGUACUGAAGAGACCCCAUUGGCUGUACCAUCCCCAUUUCCACGGAGGAGAUGUGUACUUGCAGACCUAUAGAUACACCUGUUUCUCAUACAAAGGAGGGCCAAGCUUCAGCCCCAGGAUCCAGCUCAAAGUGAAAUACAAUGAAAAUGGUGCCACUCGAGUUCACUGGACCUAUCCUGAUGUUGGACUGAAGAAUGAUCAACAAUGGCACUAUAUCUGCGUGAACUUGUUUGAUCUGAUGUCAGCCCAGUAUCCAACAGGGUCUGGCUUUGUCAUGCAAGGGUUGCUCCUGUUCCUAGCACAUCUUACACCAAAAGUCGAGGAAGAGGACUACUUUAUUGAUGACUUCUACAUUGGAAGGACUGCUCUUGUUAAUAAUGUGGAGGACGUGUUGCUCCAGCGUGCGUCCGCACCAGACCUUGAUGGAAACCUGAUCGAAGAUGUCAUGGUGUCUAAGACGGAGGGGGAAUCUGUCUACAACAUCACCUUCGUGCCUUACAACUGUGGUCAUGACUUCCCACUGAUGGGGGUCCGCUCUUCUUCGAAAAGCGGUAACCGUAACAGGAAGACCUACACCUUCCCAAACACUGGUACCAGCUCCCAGAUAGUGAUAGAGAGGGAAUGGGGUGCCACACCUCCAAUAACUGGCACCAUGGACAUCAGCUACAAGGGUGCAACUCUCACGGGGAUUGCGUCAGACAUUUCUGCAAGUGACCUGAAAGCCCAGCUGCUGACGAUCGGCACAGGUGACGUAUCCGUGGCUCGAGAUGGUUCCUGCUCUGGCUACAAAUGGACAGUAGACUGGCUACUGAGUGGGGGAGACAAGCCUGCCCUACAGGUGGAUGGCAGUAGCCUAAGUGCAGAGGAUGCAGAUGUUGAAGUGGUGGAGUCCAGAGAUGGCGGCCUGUUCAUUCAUCCGCUCGGCGGUGACUACACGGAGACCGUGCACGACAAACCGCAAGUCCAAGUCUUUGUCAACAAUAUCGCUUCCGCUAAUGUGGGAGACUGUACCUUUGAGUGGGGCGAGGACGCAACACCAACCAUAACAGCUGUGUCUCCUACUAGUGGCUCAGCCAGUGCCAGCACAGUUAUGACCAUCACAGGCAGCGGCUUCAGCACAAACACAUCUCUCAACAAUGUCAACGUUGGUGGAGUGGCUUGCGUGGUCUCCGCGGCAACAGCCAACCAGAUCACAUGUUCCGUGCAAGAAGGCGCUGGCGGAACCCACGUGGUGAAAGUGACCGUUGACGGAAAGGGACGCGCUAAGCAUGUGAACGAGACGUUCCGUUUCACAUACACUGCCACCAUCAGCGGAAUCACUCCAACAUCCGGCAGCCUUGGAGGAGGAUCCACACUAAACAUCACAGGCCACGGUUUUGGAGACGACUAUGUUCCAAAGAUUGAUGGUCAGCCCUGUGAAGUCACACUGAGGACAUACAGUGUGAUCUCCUGUACUACACCUGCAAGGUCCUCAGCAGGAACAGUAGCUGUGACAGUAUACCAGGGAGAUGACCUGAACACAACUCUCACCAGUCCGACAAGCUUCACUUAUGACAGCGCCAAGACUCCCGUCAUUACUGCACUGAACAACACAGUCGCCAAGGUGGAAGGUGGGACAGUCAUUGAAAUCAGUGGAACGGCUUUCGGGGAGGAUGCAGCUAGCGAUGAUGCUGUGAUGAUCGGAGGAGAGGCGGCCGAGAUUUUGGAGUACUCAGACACUGCGGUAUCAGUGAGACUGCCAGCCCAGAAAACAGGGUCCUACCCAGUACUCCUCCUUGUGGAUGGAAAUGGAUUUGCAGACACAAGCACAAACAGUAUUUCAGACAUCGAGUAUCGUCUGUCGGUGACAAACGUCUAUCCCGACCGCGGGUCUAUCCUGGGAGGAACACGCGUCCUCAUCAAGGGAGAGGGCUUUAGCGAAACCGCGGCGAACAACGUGGUGAUGUUUGGGGACGUUCCCUGCGAGAUCGAGUCCGCAGAAGCCACGCUCAUCGCCUGUGUCACUGAAACAGCUGCAAAGACGCACGUCAUCACUAACGAUGGCACACACCCAGACUAUGGAAAAGGGUAUGCCUGGAGUGAGACUCUUGUGACUGCAGCUGUUGGAGACAAGGUGCGCUGGGAGUGGGAAGCUCCAGACCUGUCACGGGCAGCAUACAGCAUCCAACGGACUGCAGAUGCCUCCACCACAGAGUAUGAUGGCACUGGCUUCUUUAGUGGUCCCAAGACCCCCAGAGGUGUGUUUGAGCAUACCUUCAACACCCCUGGUGGAUACUCCUACAGCAGUGCAGCUGUAGAUUCCAGCGGACGCAUCUUCAUGAAAGGUUUUGUCCAAGUCCAGCCGCUGGAGGUCCACAAUCGUGAGGAGGCCCUGAAGCUGACGGUUGCAGGCUUUGAGGCCGACUAUGAUGUAGAUUCAGUUGCUGCAGAUCCCACGGACUCACGUGCCUGUCCCGGGGCUGUUACCAGCAUCGCUGGCUGCACGGAUGCUGCUCCUACAUCCAACUCAUCUGCCGAUGGUUUCCCCUUCGAUUUCUGGAGCUGUGUCACUCCCAAGAUCACCUCCAUCAGUCGUAACAAUGGUACUGUGCAUGAUGCUAUCACUAUCGGUGGGUCAGGAUUUGGGACCAACAAUUGUGAGAAUGUGGUGACCAUUGGUGGCUACACUGCCACCUGCUCGCUCAAUGGUGCAGACACCCUCCAGGGUAACGCAAACCCACACGAUGACGACAUGGAUGACCCGAUGACAAUCGGCACAUAUCAUGUCAUCGCCCUGUCAGUCAACAACCGUGGAGACGCCGUGACAGAAAUUACGCGUAUUCAAGACCGCAGCUUUGUUCUGCUCUCCAACGUUGAUAGUGUAUCUCCCGCACUGGGCUCUCUCGCUGGCGGAACUCGGGUGGUCAUCACAGGAAACGGAUUCUCGUCUGCUACGCAGGUCACGGUGGCCGGACAGGCGUGUAACAUCGUUAGUGUCACAUACACCCAGAUCGUGUGCAAGACAAGCGCGCACCAAUCCCGCAAGCGUUCCACUGACCAGAAUGUUGCCGGGCAGGUUGCAGUCAGCCAAUCCAUCAACGGUGUGACUGUGCAGGUGGCGUGUUCUUCGAACUGCGGGUACACCUACGCCUCGAGCGCCACCCCAACGGUUACAGCGGUGGAACCCACUCAGGUGUCAGGAGCAGUAAACGAGCUGCGCAUCAACGGAACCUUGUUCGGCACCGACUCGUCAAACGUUACCAUCACAGUCGGCAGUGAAGAAUGUGACAUCACCCUCAUUGAAGACGAUUUCAUCCUGUGCGAUCUCGAAGCAGUCAAAGUAGGCAACAACGCAUUUGAGCUUCACAUUGAAGGAAAAGGAAACGCAGACUCGUCUGUUUCAACUAUCGAAAGCUUGGCAGUAAUCGACAGCUUUACCCCCACCAAUGGUAGCACUCAGGGUGGAAUGGCCGUCACCAUAACUGGAAAUGGAUUUGUUGAUGGCGACACUACAAUCAAGUUUGGGCAGUCAGACUGUACGAUCACCGAAAUAUCACUUCUGCAGGUGAAGUGCACAGUUCCUGCUCAUGCUGCCGGAAUAGUAAAUGUUGAGAUAACCUCCAGUGGUGUCCAGUACCCAGUCAAGCAGUUUGAAUACCUUGAAGACCAAACUCCAGUGGUGGACUCCAUCAGUCCAGCCGUCGGAAGCACAGGCGCCACCAUAACUCUCACCGGCAGCAAGUUUGGCACCGACGACAGUGACAUUGUUGUCACCAUCGACAACGUUGGGUGUAGUCUGAGCGCCCUCACUGACACACAGAUCCAGUGUUCCGUGGGCUCUCACUCCGCGGGAGCCUAUCCCGUCGUGGUCCGGAGCGAGUCAAAGGGUUACGCCAUUUCCAACGUCACUUUCACCUACCAGCUGAGGUUGGAUUCGGUCUCCCCAGUAGAAGGAAGUUUUGGAGGUGGACAGAUCCUUUCUGUGACCGGAGCAGGAUUUGAUGCCCUGAUGACCAAGGUAACGGUCUGCAACAGGACCUGUGAACUACAAGGACAGCCGGACCCAAGUAGCUUGACCUGCGAGGUUCCUUCCAACCCUGAUUCAUCUCAAAGCGAUAAGGCCUGUCCAGUGGAAGUCAGUGUGAACAGUGAGUCGGAUGAGGAAUCCAGUGCUUUCACAUACAAGGGUAACCUUUCCCCACGAGUAACAAACGUUUCCCCAUCGCGAGGUGGAACAGCAGGGGGCACAACUGUCACCAUAAGGGGUACUGGCUUUAGCUCAACCCCUGGCCAGAAUGUGGUCACCAUUGCAGGAAGUGCUUGCAUCAUCCAAUCAGAAUCAUCCACUCAGAUUGUGUGCGUGACAGAGGCUCACAAUGGAACUGCUAAGUCCAAGGUUAGAGUGGAGGUCGGCGACCAGGGAGUUGCCAUACAGACUAAUGCUGAUUUCUGGUACAUUGACGUCUGGUCAUCCCCAUACACGUGGGGAGGGGGGCCACUCCCAGAAUAUGGUGACCUUGUUGCCGUGCCCAAGGGCAUGACCCUUCUACUGGAUGUCACCACUCCUGUGCUCAAGGUCGUGCUGAUCGAAGGAGGAGAGCUGAUCUUUGAUGAAAAGGAUGUUGAGCUGAAGGCAGAGAACAUCCUCAUCACCGGAGGUGGACUUCUACAGAUUGGUACAGAGGAGGAGCCAUUCCAACAUAAGGGUAUCAUCACCAUGUAUGGCCACGUCAGGUCUAAAGAACUGCCACUGUAUGGGGCCAAGACACUGGCUGUGCGGGAAGGCAGACUUGAACUUCAUGGUCGCCCCACCCCGAUCACCUGGACACGGCUGUCUGAAACAGCUGUAGCAGGUGCUACCACCUUGAAAUUGAAGGACUCGGUCAACUGGAAUGCUGGAGACAGCAUUGUCAUUGCUACAACUGGCGAUCGACACAGCCAGGGGCAAAAUGAGAAACGUGAGAUCAUGGAGGUUUACAGUGAUGGCAGAACCCUGACUCUGACGGAGCCUCUGGAAUUCGAACACUUGUCGGCCACGUCCACAUUCACCGCUGAGGAUGAGAGCAUUACCGUCAGCUACGGGGCGGAGAUUGGCCUUCUGACCCACAACGUCGUCGUCAGGGGGUCCAAUAACGAAGACUGGAACACGGAGAUUGAGGCUUGUGAAGCAGGGUUCGACACAGGUGAGUUCACGACACAGACCUGCUUCCAGGGUCGAUUUGGAGAUGACAUCGGGUCGGACCAGUUUGGAGCACAGGUCAUGUUCCACGCUCCCCGUACGGACGAGGACCUGGUGGAGGGACAUCUGUCCUAUGUGGAGUUCACCAACUCUGGACAGGCCUUCAGGCUUGGAAGGUAUGCCAUUCACUGGCACAUCAAUGGUGACAUGAGAGGCAACUACGUCCGAGGAUGCUCCAUCCACAAGAGCUUCAACCGUGCCAUAAACAUCCACAACACCCACAAUAUGCUGAUCGAACACAACGUGUUCUACAACAUCAUGGGAGGUGCCAUGUUUUUGGAGGAUGGUGUUGAGACAGGAAACAUCUUUCAGUACAACCUUGGAGUCUUCGUCAUAUCAAGUACAAGCUUGCUGAAUGAUGACAUCACCCCUGCUGCCUACUGGGUGACCAAUCCAAACAAUACUCACCGUCACAAUGUCGCAGUAGGCGGAACGCAUUUUGGUUUCUGGUACCGCAUGCACGAACACCCUGACGGCCCGUCCUUUGACCCCAACAUCUGGCCCGGCUACGUCCCUCUUGGCGAGUUCAGCAACAACACCGUCCACUCCCAGGGCUGGUUCGGCAUAUGGAUCUUUGAGGACUACUUCCCUACCACGGACGGAACACCUGCAGGAGACCCACAGCCAGCGGAAUUCCGCGGUCUGACUGCCUGGAACAACGAGAAGGGAGCAGAAUGGGUCCACUGUGGUGCCCUCCGAUUUGUUGACUCCAUCAUGUUCAACAAUGACAAGGCUGGCUUUGAAGGCAAAUUCCUCCUGAACGUACGGUGGGGGGAUGCCAUGUGGAAGGACUCAUGGAUCGUUGGACACGUGCCCGAGCUCGCUUCCACCGGGAACACCGACUGCACCAAGAAGGGCAUUAUCGUGCCGUAUGGACAUCGUUUGACCAUCAGUGGCCUCAACUUUGUCAACUUUGAUCAGCCUUCAUGUGUGGCUAUUGCAGUGACAACCAUAGAUGGUACUUGCGGAGAGUGGUGUGGCGGCUUCACCUACAGGUUUGACAACAUCAAGUGGGGAAACACUCCAAAUAAGGGAGCAUUCCGUUGGGUUCAUCAUGCCGUGUACUAUGACACAGACGGCAGUCUUACUGGGACUAGAGAUGCAAAGAUCGUUCCCACCAACGAUGCUUUGCCACCGGAGUGCGUCGCUAGUCCAGAGUUCAGCACCAGGGGCAACAGCCACCCUGCUAGCUUCUGUCCCCCUGGGGUGGACUUCGUGCGUUUUGCCUGGAAGGAUGCCCUGCCGUCCAACUUGGAGGCCAAAGACGUUUCCUUCACCAGCUCCUGGGGGAAAGUUCUGAGUUUCUUCAUCGACAAGAGAAUGACGCACAAACCAGGCUGGAUGGCACUUCUUCAGAUGGGAACAAACCACAAAAUGGAGUUUGAGGAAGCAGGUCACAUCACCAACAUCUCAUACACUGGAGCUUUCUCUGAAUUUGCAAACGACCAGUGGAUUGGUAUCAGUCACAACUUCACCCAGAAGCCAGACCGCUUCCAGGUGGUCCCGGGUGUCAUGAAGAAUGGGUCCAGCCGACCGGUGUCGUAUGACGAUAACGGCAACGGAGACUGGUACUUCGACACCAACACCAGGAAAUUCACCUACAUCCUUUCUGGAAAGGAUUCCGAGGACAACGCUGUCACCAGGCCUGUGCAGUUGCGCGUGUUCCGCUGUUACUACGCACAGUGUAUCCCCCCACCUGACCCCAAUACUCUCCCGCCCGCCCGCGAGAGGCCCGAGGACUUCGACCUCUGGUCCAAUCCAGAGUCGUGGCAAGGAACCGAAGAGGGGUGGGGCGGUAACUAUGGUAACGGAGCCUACGGACUUCCUCAGGAUGGCGAUGAUGUGAAAAUUCCAGGAGGUCAGUGGAUGGUCGUGGACACCGCACUACCCAUCAUGCACAAGCUCUACAUCUACGGAGUUCUGGAAUUUGACGACGGCCCGGACAAAGACUUCACUCUUACUGCUACUUACAUAAUUGUGCAGGGAGGGCGGUUGAUCAUUGGCUGGGAAGACAACCCGUACCAGGGGCAGGCUAAGAUCAUCCUACAAGGGAAUCACCUGACACCUGACAUGCCUUUCCCCAGUGUCAAUGCAGGGUCCAAGGUUCUGGCUUGCUUUGGUGGCUGCGACCUACACGGGAAGAACAGGAACUACCCUUUCACGAAACUGGCGCAAGAUGCUGCAGUCGGGGCCAACCAGCUGGUGGUAGCGGACCCCGUGGACUGGGUUGUCGGAGAUGAGAUCAUGGUCACCACGACCUCCUAUGACCCCUGGGAGACCGAAAUCUUCAGGAUCACAGGCAUCUCGGACAAGACCUUGACUCUGAAUGCUUCAGUGGCAUACUAUCAUUUAGGUGGAACCUACACCUUGGAUGAUGGUACAACCUACACCAUGGCAGCAGAGGUUGGCCUGCUGACCAGGAACGUCAAGAUCAUUGGGGACGACUACCCAAACCUCUUCAAGGAGUCGUUUGGUGCAAGAAUGAUGGUCAGCAAGUUUGCAGAUGAAACAAAAGAGUACAUAGGUUAUGCCAGGGUCACCAAUACAGAAUUCUACCGUACUGGCCAGGAGGGUUGGACGGACUUCUUUGAUGCACGUUACUCCAUCGCAUACAUGGACACGGGUACUGUGGACUCCAUCCGCCCAUCCUAUGUCAGGAAGAACGCCUUCCAUAAUUGCUUCUCUGUUGCUGUUGGCGUCUUUGGAGCAACUGGCAUUGAGGUGGAUGACAACGUCGUUCACCACACUGUUGGGCAAGCAAUAAAUGUGUGGGGUAGCAGCAAUAAAAUCCGUAAAAACUUAGUUGCUCUCAAUAUCUGGACCGGCAGCUACAACGGACGUACAGAGGAGAAUAAUGUUGACUGGGAUGCCGCGAUCGAGGUGCAGAAUGGCAGAGGCAUUGUGCUGCAAGGGAACAGGGUAGCUGGGGCUGAAAAGGCAGGGUAUACCAUUGAUGGAGAGCCCUGUACCGGCAACACUGCAGAGGCCUGGUCUGACAAUGAGGUGCACGGAGUCCUUGUUGGUGUCUGGUCCUUGAAAGAAUGCUUCCCACCAUGCGCCAAGGUGCGGGGAUUCUAUGUCUGGAAGGCCUUUGACUUCGGCAUCUACUUCCAGUCACAGUGCAACUUGGAGCUGGAAGGCAAUACGAUCGCUGACUCCCGGCUUGGAAUAUUCCACAUGGUGAUCGGCCCGUCGGCGUUGACACACGUCGCAGUCAACAACUACGUCCAAAUGGAGAACUCCCUGUUCAUCGGCAGAAGCGAAGGAUUUGACUGCGACAGAGACCAACCCCAACUUAGCCCUCGACCUGUACCAACAUACAUCAGACUUCCCAAAGAUGGGCGUGGUUUUGGGAGUCCAAGUGGCGGAAUGGUUGGCACACCCUUAGGUCUCAUCUCGCAAUCUGACAACGGCGCCACCACGCAUCCUUUCUCAGGCGAGAUGUCCUACCCAACCCUGUAUGGCAGCUUCCGGAUGAACAAUGUGAAGUUUGCCAGAUAUGGCACUGCCUGUGGUAAAGAGGACGUUGCCAUCAUGACCAACCCGGGUCAAGAGGACAACACUUUCCCAACCUAUGUUAGCGGUCUCUCCUUCCCAGGAACUCAGGAGAACAACAAAAUCUUCUACGCACGUCCGAGUGCCGGAAAAGUGAACCCAUCUGACUGCGUCGACAUGGCCUGUGACGGCAAGCUUGUGGCGCUCAUCAAAGACGCUGACGGCUCCCUCCUCGGAUCACCCGGGACGGUGGUCCCAGAACAGGAGUGGGAGUGGCAACCUGACGGAGUCAAGAACUGGAGUGGGGACAAACGCUACGGGAUAGGUGACUACCGUAUCCCCACUGCCGCGUUGGCUGACUCUGAUGGCGGCAAGCUGGCAGUGGCAGAUGUGGCUCCAAACAAAGGUGCUCUUCGUGACAACAGCUGUAGCUACCAAUCUUCCUGGCAGGCCUACAAAUGUCACGAUGUUGACUACCAGAUGUUGGUUAUGGAGAGCCUGGACCCAGACACGGAGAGUCGCAGGCUGUCCCCUGUGGCGGUGAUCUCGGGAGGGUACGUCAGUCUGUACAACGGGCCUCAGGACCACGGCUGGUGCGUGGGCUACACCUGCCAGGAACGUAUCUCCACGUUUUACACCGUCGUUUACGCAGAUCGUCACCACGACAUCUACUUAACAGGUGUGAACCCGCAGAAGAUGCGUCUCCACUUCAGGCUGCGUGAUGACGAAGACAAGGCCAUCCGUGUGGCCAUCUUCUACUCCAACCCACAACGUCUGGACGUCUACAAGGGCAGCAGUUAUGUCAUGCCCACCAAUGGAGAGAACAAUGCUGACGGACAGCUCAUCUUGAAUGCACCAACAUCACCAGGACAGUACAUCCCACUCAUGAAUGCUGCCAGCGGCUCCAACUACUUUGAUGACGACAAGAAGAUGCUGUACAUCACCAUCCGCGGGACCACACCCAUCGACAUUGUCACCAUGCCCGUGCUGAAGGUGUCAUUCGGCAUGCCCGCCAUCACCGUGGACGACUUCUUUGAGACCAACCUGCGACAGAACCUGGCCAACUUCCUGGGAAUCCCGGCAAACAAGAUCCGUGUCGUUAAUGUUGUUCGCGAGGACAGCAGGAGGAAGAAGCGUGCUGAGGGCAGCAUGACGGUUGAGAUCGAGAUCACUGAGCCACCAGCACAAGACAGCUCUUCGUCUGAAGACACAACCGAGGAUGCACGACAGGAACUCCAAGAGGCCUCCUCGCUUAUCGUUGAUAGUACUCAGCUGGGUACCAUCAGUGAUGAGAUUGGCAUUGAAGUUCAAAGCCUUGCAGUGGUGGAGCCGCUGCCAGCGGUCAACUCCUCCGACUGGGAUGAAGUGGCGGAGGAAGUGGAGAGCGGGGUGAGCCCCACCGCGACGGCUAUCCAGAUCCCCUCUAGGAUCGCGGUACACACCCAGCCAGGUCCCAGAGGGGAGGGAGCAGCCUUCCCCACACAGCCUGCUCUGCAGGUGUUCGAUGCCUCGGGUAACCCAGUGAAGACCCUUGGUGCAUCCUCCAGUCCGUGGGAGGUGCAGGCCACCAUCAGGUCUGGUACGGGUACGGAUUCCCGCGCUGUGACCAUCGGAAACAGCGUCGUUUUUAAGGAUGGCUGGGCCAACUUCACCGACCUUGCCAUCACACACAGCGGAGAGGGAUAUAUCCUGGACUUCGUCAUUGUCAAGCCUGCAUCUGCCUCCAGGUUCAACACAUCGUCCAUAGCGGUGGAUGUUGAGGAGCGCAGACUGUCAGGACGGGUGAUCGGUGCUGACGCCAUGCUGGAAGUGGAUGAAGCCUUCACACUCUCCGUGGCCAUCACUGAUGCCGCCACCAAUGAGGACGUCCAAAAUAUUGCUUGGAAGGGUCAUACAUGGCAGUGUACAGUAGAACUGGACCCAAUCGCUGCCCAAGAUGGCGGUGCCCAGAGCGCCACUUUCGCCGGGACCAAGACUGCCACCUUCGACCCAGCCACCGGACGUGCGACCUUCAACGACUUGUCAUUGGACAAGUACAACCGCUACCACCUGAGGUUCCACGUGACCAGUUCGCCCAGCGACCACGACUUCUGGAUCAACGCCAGCCCCAUCACGGUCUAUCCGGCCAAUCACACAUCUCCUGUCAUCGAGAAUACUGCCCAUGUGACCCUGACAUUUGAGGGCAGUUAUUCGGAUGCUGUAACUGGCAAGGAAGACUUUUUGGAGACCACUUUGUGGAGGGAGAUUGUGGGGGAGCGAGUUGAUGUCCUUGUUCUCAACUUUACCUUCACUGAAGGAAGCGUCAUUACCGACUUUGACGUGAAGGGAACCAACGAAGGCGUGAACGCCACCCUGAUGGACCUGUACGACAAGGUCAAAGACGGCAUGACCCUUGACAUUGGCGGCAGCUCUCUCACGGCCCGCAAAAACAUGGUUGUGGAUGGAAGCGACUAUUAUGGUGCAGAUGGGGGUCCUCCGGCUGCUCCCCCCUCUGCCUUCCCUGUUGUCCCAGUGGUUGUUGUGGUUGUCCUCUUGCUGCUGAUCAUCCUCGCCGCUGCAGCAUUCUUCUUCUACAGCAAGAAGAGGCAACAACAAGUUGCCCACGUGAGGAACAAGGUUUCCAAUGACGAUGUUCCCCUGAAGCCGUCACCAUCGUCUUCUCGCGGCGGUAUCGAUGCGGAAUCCGGCCUUGGGUCCACCAACCCCUCCUAUGCAAACGUGAAGGACAGCAACGAGGCCCUUCCUCCUGGUAGGGUGUCCCCACACCGCAGUCCUGGCAACAAGCCCAUCAACCCCCACCCUGUGCUGCCGCCCAUGAACAAGGGGCACACCCAGGUGACCCCCAUCGGCAGUCGCACCUCCUCCCCACUCCCAGAGGUCAACGUCUCCACCCUCACCAAGAAGUAGUCGUCCGUCUGACCUGAGGUGAAGAAUGGCGACUGACAGCAGGACAACCACUGCGACCAAUGAAGGAAUCCACAAAAAGUGCCUUUCCUGAUUUUGGCUUUAAUCUUAUCAAUGCGACAAAUGCAUAACAAUCAUAUGAUGAACUGAAUGUGUCAGAAUAUCAGGAUAACAUUUGAAGUGCUCAAGACUGAGUUAAUUAAUAUGCAAAAUCUCUCAAUAAGAUUAAGACUUGUGACAUCUCUUUAAAAAUUUUUACUAUUUCAUAAAUUCCUUUUUUGCAUGCCGUUUGUUAGAGUGUUCAACACUUUGAAGAGUGUAUCUUGAAUAUGUUUACAUUAUCAUCUUUAUGGUGUCUUGGAAGUUGUUUAUCUUUAUUCAAUUCCAUAUUUAAUGUAGCUGCCAUCUUAUUACACUUGCAUACAAAUUAUUAUAUCAAAAUUACAGUUUGAGUUCUUUGAAUUCAAAGUAGAUAUUUUUCAACCUGUUAUAUGGUUUAUUACCUAUAUAAUCUAUGGUAUCUUGGCUGCUUGUAUAGUACUUGCCACUUUUUAUGGUAUGUUUAUCAAUAUCAUUAUACUUACAGUAUUAUCAACUAUACAAUAUGUUUGCUAUUUGUAUUCACAAGCCAAUUGAAGACUUUUACUUGCUGCAAAUAUUUUGAAGGAAAAUAUACAAAAUUAUAUUUCUCAAUGAAGCAAAAUUUGUUUCUUUAAUCAAGAUAUGUCUUUGCAAUUGUUAAACAAAAAUGUCAAAGAGAAAUGUUGAAUUGCAUUAAAUGCCUUAAUAUUAAUUGCUAUGAGAAAUAUUGCAUACUAUUCAUUUACAGAGAAAAUUAUUAACUUCUCGGCAAUACAGGUCAGAAAAUUGUCAAUAAAAAAAAUCAAUGUUACCAUUUGUAUUUCAUGAAAUGAUAAAUUCAACACAAUAUGUUAUAAGCAGCCAACUGCAUGUUACAUGACGUGUAUAUGCAACUCUUCAAUAGAGAAGAAGCAUUUUCUCCCAGACACACCUUAGUUCAACUUCUUGCUUUACUCUGGAUUUUCAAUUGCCAGACAUAAACCCCUUGUUGGGUUUGCAAAAUACUACUCUUGAAAUAAUUUAAGGCCACUCGUAUUCUUUAUUUGUUUUUUUUUUUUUUUUUCAAGAGAAAAACCAGCAUCAUACAAUGUACAUGGAGGUUAAAGAGACUGUCUUUUGCAUUGCCCAGUUAAAGAAGAGAAUUUAGUAUGUGUAACACCGUUGUAGUGCUCUUUUUCUCUGGUUGGGAAUAUCUUAUCGAGUUGUUCAAACGUAAGAAACAACUAAUUGAAUAAGUGUGGCCUUAAGAAUUAUUAACAUCACAGCAAGCUUUUUUACCACCAUUACCUCAAUAUAUAAUAUCUAUGCAUGUAAAUAUGUGUGCUUUUGCAUGGUGUUUCUAAAAUGGAUAAAAUAAAGAUAUGUGUCUUUA
Branchiostoma floridae (Florida lancelet) is the source of this 15757-nucleotide messenger RNA. RefSeq names its product fibrocystin-L-like. The coding region runs from base 415 to 14307 and encodes 4630 amino acids. The transcript is spliced from 79 exons. NCBI's taxonomy places the organism in Eukaryota, Metazoa, Chordata, Leptocardii, Amphioxiformes, Branchiostomatidae. The record is from RefSeq and is a predicted model, not a curated record.